AUGGAAGAAAAGAGGAGGGGAGAGGGACUGAGAGACUUGGAAGAAAAGAGGAUGGGAGAGGGACUGAGAGACGUGGAAGAAAAGAGGAUGGGAGAGGGACUGAGAGACGUGGAAGAAAAGAGGAGGGGAGAGGGACUGAGAGACAUGGAAGAAAAGAGGAUGGGAGAGGGACUGAGAGACAUGGAAGAAAAGAGGAUGGGAGAGGGACUGAGAGACAUGGAAGAAAAGAGGAUGGGAGAGGGACUGAGAGACUUGGAAGAAAAGAGGAUGGGGGAGGGACUGAGAGACAUGGAAGAAAAGAGGAUGGGAGAGGGACUGAGAGACAUGGAAGAAAAGAGGAUGGGAGAGGGACUGAGAGACGUGGAAGAAAAGAGGAUGGGAGAGGGACUGAGAGACGUGGAAGAAAAGAGGAUGGGAGAGGGACUGAGAGACAUGGAAGAAAAGAGGAUGGGAGAGGGACUGAGAGACUUGGAAGAAAAGAGGAUGGGAGAGGGACUGAGAGACAUGGAAGAAAAGAGGAUGGGAGAGGGACUGAGAGACAUGGAAGAAAAGAGGAUGGGAGAGGGACUGAGAGACACGGAAGAAAAGAGGAUGGGAGAGGGACUGAGACUUGGAAAAAAAGAGGAUGGGAGAGGGACUGAGAGACACGGAAGAAAAGAGGAUGGGAGAGGGACUGAGAGACACGGAAGAAAGGAGGAUGGGAGAGGGACUGAGAGACAUGGAAGAAAAGAGGAUGGGAGAGGGACUGAGAGACAUGGAAGAAAGGAGGAUGGGAGAGGGACUGAGAGACACGGAAGAAAAGAGGAUGGGAGAGGGACUGAGACUUGGAAAAAAAGAGGAUAG
Messenger RNA from Rana temporaria (common frog), 843 nucleotides. Its product is annotated as high mobility group nucleosome-binding domain-containing protein 5-like. Lineage: Eukaryota; Metazoa; Chordata; Amphibia; Anura; Ranidae. Bases 1 to 843 code for a protein of 280 amino acids. The transcript has a single exon. The record is from RefSeq and is a predicted model, not a curated record.